Messenger RNA from Chenopodium quinoa (quinoa), 1226 nucleotides. RefSeq names its product protein MAINTENANCE OF MERISTEMS-like. Bases 302 to 1075 code for a protein of 257 amino acids. The record is from RefSeq and is a predicted model, not a curated record. The transcript is spliced from 3 exons. NCBI's taxonomy places the organism in Eukaryota, Viridiplantae, Streptophyta, Magnoliopsida, Caryophyllales, Amaranthaceae.
UGCGGAUCAGGCAGAUUUAUUGGCGGAGCUGUUGGCGGUGGAUAGGGUUGCGCUGUACACAGCGGCACUUGGUGUGUGGGAUCACGGCGGUGUUAAGAUCGCAGCAGUUUUGCAGCGAUGUUUGCACCCCACUUCACGUAGGACGCAGGACACACAGCUGGCUGCAUAUGUUUUUCUUCUUCUCGGGUGUACCUUGUUUCCGGAUAAGAGCGGAAACAAGCUCAGGCCACGCGACAUAGUUGACGCGUGUGAGCCCGACAGAGUAGGCCAGUUUUCUUGGGGGUCGGCUACAUUAGCGUACAUGUAUCGCCAGUUAGGAUUCUCGAGCCGGGCUGAUGCGGCAGGUAUCACUGGAUGUAUGACGUUGUUACAGACGUGGAUAUACGAGUAUUUCCCGGCGUUUCGACCACACCGCGACCCGGUUCCUAUUGGGGAUGGCCAGCCACGUGCCUGUGCGUGGAGUCCGCGUGUCGAGAAGAAGUCCAUUGACCGCCUGCGAUCGAUACGGUUAUUGCUUGACAGGAUGUCCCCAUUAGAGGUGAACUGGAUGCCUUUCGGCCAGAACCCUAGUAAUAGGGUACCCAGGACCCUCUACACGGGACUGAUUCAGUAUCGUGAGAUCGUAGAGGCGUACAUGCCGCAGCGCUGUCUUCGCCAGCUUGGAUAUGUCCAAGUUGUUCCUCCUCCACCAGCAUGGCCCAGUAAGGCCGUCCGAUCUGCGUCGUCGAAGGAGUACGUCGUCCAAUGGCCGGCAAGCAUGAUUGGCACGUGGGAGCAGUUUCCGAUGGUUGCCCGCAUAUGGAUUGAGCAGCUGCAGCGGCCGCCAACUGGGGUGGCUGCCAUGUGUGACCAGCACUACAUGGAGUGGUACAACCGGCACUCGCACCCGAGUUUGAUCAGAGACGUCCACCACGGCGACGACGCCGAUGAUGAUGAUGUGCCACCGCCCACUGCCGUGGAUGCGUGGAUGGGAAAGAUGACGCAGUUGGGACACAGACUUUUUGAGGAGAGGGACAACAUGACGACUGCAACAGGCAGAGCUGUUAUUGAUGAACUGGAACGGGCCCUUGAGUAGUGGCAGUGGGCGUCACAGAGAGAUUAUUGAUAUGUCGGCAGUGCAUUUAUAUAACAUUUUCCUAGUUGUUUGUAAAAGUUAACAUUAUCUAUUCUUAUAAUUAUUAUUUUAAGUUCUUAGAAUUUGACAUUAUAUUUUUAGUUUUUAUAAU